AUGUUUGACGCAAGCAAUUCACACGAAGAGAAUGGACAAGAAUUUCAAAUCUUGCGUUCAGAAAGUACAAUUAAUAUCGAUAAACUUAUUAACGAAAAGAUACAUUAUAUAGCUCAAAACGCGGGCGUUAAAAAUAUCAAAAAAAUUGUGAAAAAUCAAAUUCUUGAAUUGGAUGAACUGGUUUUAAACAGCGGUCUUGAAGUAGCGCAAAUAGCUGAAGUUUUGAAUGUCAUACUCACUGGAAAAUUAGACGAUAUUGACACCAAAAGGUUAAUAAAAGUCCUUUUGCCACGUACAAAAAUAUCUAACUUCCUUGUAAUAAAGGUCUUGGGAAGUCUUGGAAAUAAAAUUUUAAAAUACAAUAUUCAGGCUCUUUUACUUCGUUGGAUUAUUAUUGUUUAUAAUGUAAUUGAAGAUCAUUCGGAAUUGCUAAAGUUUUAUGGUGUAAUAAUUCAUUAUAUGGAAUAUGACACCUUGAGAGUAGAUCUUCAAAACAGAUAUGGGCCUGAACCGCAUCUCCUUGGGUUACUAACACUUUAUAAGGCUUUUUUUCCAAACUUAGUAACAAUUCGCAUUCCACCUUCAAAGGGUGCUUUAUUCAAGUGCUCGGAUGUUGCAUGGUUUCAAUUAUUUAACCAAAUUCAAAGAAAAUGGAAUUGUGAUAAAAGUUUAGAUGAUACCCCUCUAACAAGAUCAUUGUUUCUUAAAUCAACGCCAAAAAGGAGAAAGUUAGACCAUAUCGAGGUUCCAAAAGCGCGUACAUUUAACGCCACUCAAAAUUCAAUAACUUUGGAUGAAAUAAUGAAUGUUAAGUUACUUGCUUCCAACAUUGAUAAAAUUGAUUUACCAAGUCAAUUAGCUUCUGUGUUGGAAAAUCGAAUGUUGCAACAUAUCGUUGUUUGCAACCCUGAAAAGGUUACUAUUGCGAGGAUUAGUUAUUGGCUUGAACAAUGUCUUAUGGAAUUAGUUUAUUGGAAUGAUAAUACAGUCGAAACCAAAGCAUUAUUUAACAGUUUAUUGACAAAAAUCGUUGCAUUAACGGAAUUCAUGAAGCAAAAUACGUUCAAACAUGGGAUGGAAUCGAACAUCAAGAAGCGAUACUUAAAAUUGUCCAAUGAAUUUUUAACACCUUUACAAAAGCUGCAUGAAAAAUUAUCAUCAAAUUGGAAGGCCAAAUUAAUACAUUGUUAUACGAAUCUUUUUACGCAUUGGAUUUUACAUCAAGAAGAUAAUUUCGGUCAUACAAACCAAGAAGGUGAAAUCGAAGAUUUGGAGAAUUCAUUUUUAAAACUUUCAACCGAAGGAGAUCAUUCUAAAGUAAUUCAAGAGUUGAUUAAUCAUAUUAAUCAACUCUCACUUACUUCUCUCGAGAGCACUAAUGAUGAUUUAGAAGUGCAGCAUGCAAUCCUUUCCGCCUUUGAAACCAUAGCGAACCUACAAUUGAAUCAUAAUUGGGAUAUGAUUAUCAUCCCUUCAUCAUCAAUAGUCUAUCGAUCGUUCUUUACUUCGGGAAUGAGCUUGUCUAGAAUCUGUGGAAUUGUUUUACAAUAUAAAGAAGCAUUUGAUAAAUUUGAAAAAGGCUCGCGGCGAAUUAGAACGCGCCAUAACCGUAAUUAUAUAAAUUAUUUUAAUUCGUUUGUCAUGGAUAUGUGCAAUUGUUUGUGGAGAAAUCGUCCUUUUAAUAAAGAAGAUAAAAAUGCGAAAGGAUUUCAGCUAGACGAUGAUAUUAUUCAAAAGCUGCAAGAGAUUUAUAGUGAAAAUUGGGUAUUUAGUUACUCAAUAACUCAUUUGCCAUUUUUGUCUGCAUUAUCUAAGUCUUGUGUCCAGAAUUUGGAAGAUUCGUCUCCAAAUAUUACAAAGAGGCUCGCAUCACCUGUGACUCAAUUUUCAUUGAAAGAGGCGGGUGGGUUGCAAAUGACAUAUACCGAUUAUAGAGUUCAUUUUUUGAAAGAACUUCAUGAACUUGGAUUUAUUGGCAUCCACGAUUUCUUGUGUCAAUCUUUGACAUCUUUAUCUAAACUGAAGAAAGGAUAA
Messenger RNA from Funneliformis mosseae, 2034 nucleotides. The record is from the annotation of a GenBank genome assembly. NCBI's taxonomy places the organism in Eukaryota, Fungi, Glomeromycota, Glomeromycetes, Glomerales, Glomeraceae.